Messenger RNA from Rotaria sp. Silwood1, 1140 nucleotides. The record is from the annotation of a GenBank genome assembly. NCBI's taxonomy places the organism in Eukaryota, Metazoa, Rotifera, Eurotatoria, Philodinida, Philodinidae.
AUGUUCGCAUACAAUUUAUGUUCCAAUAAAGAAGAUUCAACACAGUUAAAUCCACAACAAUCAGUUGUUGAACCAUCAUCGAAAGCUCGUCAACGUAAUAAAAAUAAAACGGAAUCAGCUCAAAUUCUUCAUGCUCAAUUACAUUCUGUUCAACAUAAACAUGAACCAACACAAGUAAAUCAACUUCAACAGCAAGAAUAUAUUCAAACACUUGAAUUACAAUUAAAACGUCUUACAGAAGAAAAUAUUCAUUUAAUUAAUACUGGAGCUUCAACAAAUGUUAAAAUCCAAGUAUUAGGUGAACAAAUUAAAAAAUUAUCAAUUGAUAAUGCUAAUUUGGAAAAACAAGCACAUCGUAAUGAAUUAUUAGCUAAAGAAGCCCAAAAAGAAAAAGAAGCUUUAAUUCGAUAUAAUGAACAAUUAGCACAGUCUCUUCCAAAUGUGGAAAAAGACUUAAAACGUAUCGAAGAAAUACUUCAUGAACAAUUAAAUGAAAGUCAAACAUCAUAUUUACAUGAAAUCGAUCAAUAUAAACAACAUGAAUAUAAUGAUUUACAACAAUUAACUAAAGAAAUUGAAGAAUAUAAAAAACAAAUUGAUCAUUUACAAAUUCAAUAUCAAUCUCAAAAGAAUAAAUUUAGGCAAGAAAUUGAACGACUUGAACAAGAAAAAAUAUCCGAACAACAUCAAUAUGAAGAAUCUCUAUAUAGUAAACUUGCAGAAAAACAUAUUCAAAUCGAUGCAUUGCGCACAGAACUUGAUGAAACUAAAGAAAGAAAUGAUUCUACAUUUUCACAAUUAGAUGAACGUCUUCAAUCAAAACGUGAUGGAAGUCAAUUACUUAAUAACAUUCAAUAUUUUGGUCAAUGUCUUUCAUCGUCUCGACAUAUAUUUGAAUCGACCAUCGAAUCAUGCAAACAAACUUUAUCAACAACAGUGACAACAAAUAAACAUGAUAAUAAUCAACGUCAUAUACAAACAAAUAACGCUAUCCUUAUUCUUAUGAUCUUAAUGAUUCAACACACAAAGAGUCAACUACAAUCUACGGCGAAUCUUGUUAUAGGAUCAACCGUGGUUCAUCACAAACAUAUAUUAUGGAAUUUGAACUACACAAUUCUUACCACGCGAGUCGACUUCUAA